Messenger RNA from Babesia microti strain RI, 1038 nucleotides. RefSeq lists its product as hypothetical. The transcript has a single exon. Lineage: Eukaryota; Apicomplexa; Aconoidasida; Piroplasmida; Babesiidae. Gene Ontology annotation, molecular function: GTPase activity. The record is from RefSeq and is a predicted model, not a curated record. The coding region runs from base 1 to 1038 and encodes 345 amino acids.
AUGCGCUAUGCACAUUUGGUUAUUGGGCCUGCAGGGAGUGGUAAAACAACGUAUUGUCGCGUAAUGCAAGAGCAUUUUGAAUCCAUAGGCCGCACUUGUCACAUAGUAAAUUUAGACCCGGCCUCUGAAGAGGGUAUGGCUCAGGACGAUACAAAUACAUCUGUUAAUGAAAAUAAAUUAAAUCCUUAUGACACAGAUAUAAGAGAUCUAGUAAACAUAGGGGACAUAAUUUCUUAUAGCAAACUUGGACCUAAUGGUGCUCUAAUUAAGUGCUCGGAAAUAUUGCAGGAGAAUAUUGAUUGGUUGUAUGAAGAAAUUGAAUCUUCCUAUGGCGAUGAAACUAUAUUACUAUUUGACACUCCAGGGCAAAUUGAAUUGUUUACCCAUCUUUCAUAUGUUCGUGACAUUGUAUCACUGCUUAAGCGAUUAAAUAUUAACGCCGUAGCACUAUUUCUACUUGAUGUUUCAUUUCUUGGCGACCCAUCAAAAUUGGUUGCCGGAUCUCUUGCUGGGUUAGCAGCAAUGGCAAACCUAGAAACUCCACAUGUAAACGUUGUUACUAAAUGUGAUUUAUUAGAAUCCACCAAAUCUGAAAAUAAUAAGUCAUAUGGAGUUCAUGUUCCUAGUGCCUUUAUGGACAUAACGUCCAGCUCCUAUGGAUUAUCUAAUAAUAUGUCACUCAAACACAGUAACAUUACAAAAUCAUUGGAUAAAAAUGAUGUUGAAAAUGAUGGUUCUAAAUAUAAUCCCACAAAAAUAUACUCAACUUACAACCAAGAUUCCACCUUUUCUGCAGUAGAUUUCUGUGAAGUUAUUGCCAAUCAAAACCCAGAUGAAUUACUAUCGGCGUUAUCUGCUCAUUUGCCUAGAAAAUUUCAAAAACUAAAUGAAGCCUACGUGCAGAUGCUAUCGGAUUUUAACCUGGUCAGUUUUAUAUCACUAAACUACAACGACCCUGAUUCCAUAGAAAAACUUAUUUUUCAAACAGAUAUCGCAAUACAAUUUGGCGAAGAGGCGGAACCAAUGAUGAAGUUUUGA